This is a messenger RNA of Phytophthora infestans T30-4, 438 nucleotides long. Its product is annotated as sulfatase-like protein. The record is from RefSeq and is a predicted model, not a curated record. The transcript has 3 exons. Lineage: Eukaryota; Oomycota; Peronosporomycetes; Peronosporales; Peronosporaceae. The coding region runs from base 1 to 438 and encodes 145 amino acids.
AUGGACCAUGAUACACUGUACCGACGCACCACAGGCUUCAAAGGAGAGCCAGCCUUUAACGUCACAAUUGACAACGACAAUCCGCCAAAUGUUUUAAUCAUUGGAGUGGAAUCUUUCCGGUACCGAGACUCGCGGUACCUAGGAAGACCCGUCAACUUGUUCAAAGGCACAAAUUUGACAAUAACGCCGAAUUUUGACCGAUGGGCGAAGCGAGGCGUCGCCAUGCGCAAUAUUUGGUCCAGUAUCCCGACCAGUCGGUCUCUGGAAAGUCUGUUAUUUGCGCAAGCUCCUUACCACAGCAACACACAGAGUGGGAUCACAGGAGGAAGAAAUGAGACGAAGCUUUCAGGACUGCCCCAACUUUUCUCUCAAAAAGGCUAUGAAACAUUUUUCACCACGGGAUCGUCAAUAAAGCUGCAUGCGUGGAAUAGGCAGUGA